Messenger RNA from Caenorhabditis elegans, 2384 nucleotides. It is a transcript of the gene amt-3, whose product is annotated as Putative ammonium transporter 3. The transcript has 11 exons. NCBI's taxonomy places the organism in Eukaryota, Metazoa, Nematoda, Chromadorea, Rhabditida, Rhabditidae. Gene Ontology annotation, cellular component: membrane. The record is from RefSeq and is marked reviewed. Gene Ontology annotation, biological process: ammonium transmembrane transport. Gene Ontology annotation, molecular function: ammonium channel activity. Bases 77 to 2140 code for a protein of 687 amino acids.
CUUCCAGUAAUCCGGCAUAUAAAAAACAAUGAUCGAGUGACGGCGGAACAAGAGAAAAAAAAUUGUCAAAAGAAUAAUGGCAGGACCGGAAGGAUCUAUCUUCAAUGCUUCCGCUAUGCAAAUCGUUCAAAUCCAUCACUACGCAGAAGGCUCCGUCACGCCUGAAGUAGACAAAUUAUACCAAGACGAUGCAGUAUGGAUCAUCUCUAGCAGUUUUAUUAUUUUCACUAUGCACUCGGGUUUUGGUCUAUUGGAAUCAGGAAGUGUAUCAGCAAAAGACGAAGUGAAUAUAAUGGUUAAAAACGUGGUGGAUGUUGUAUUUGGCGGGCUUUCCUACUGGUCAUGUGGUUUCGGAUUCUCAUACGGUGAUAUUCCGGAAUGGCGAAAUCCUUAUGUUGGAUUUGGAAAGUUUUUCUACGAUCCAACGAGAGAUUAUGGCACAAGGGAGACGAUAAAUCAAGAAGGAUGGUCAUAUGCAAGUUUUUUGUUUCAAUUAUCAUUGGCUACAACUGCAUCAACAAUUGUUUCAGGCGCAGUAGCAGAACGAGCAAAACUGAAAUCAUACAUCCUUCUUGGUUGUAUCGUUAUUUUAAUCCAAGCCCUGCCUGCACAUUGGGUUUGGGACAAAGAAGGAGUAUUCUACAAAAAAGGAGUAGUUGAUUUUGCUGGUUGCUCUGCCGUUCAUUUGGUCGGAGGGAUUAUUGGACUCAUUGCCACAGUAUUUCUAAAACCACGAAGAAAUCGAUUUAAUGAAGACAGUGUUCAUCAAAUGAGUAGUCCUACAAACGCUUUACUAGGAACAUUCCUGUUGUGGUGGGGAUGGUUUGGUAUAAAUGCGGGAUCAGUUUGGGGAAUAACUGGUGGAAGAUGGAGACUUGGAGCACGAGCAGCUGUUGCCACAAUUAUGGCGUCGAUUGGAGGAGGUGCCACUGCAAUUACGAUUAGUUUUGUGAAAACUAAAAAAUUACAAGUCAACUUUCUAAUUAAUGGGAUACUUUCGUCGAUUGUAUCAAUCACAGCCAUUUGCGCAGUAUCCCGUCCAUGGCAUGCUUUAGUUAUAGGAUCAAUAUCAUCUGUAUUUUCAAUAGCUGUUCUACCACUUUUGGAUCGUCUUCAUAUUGAUGACCCAGUUGGAAUUGUUCCAAUUCAUCUGACAUCUUCCAUAUGGGGAAUGAUUGCAGUAGGUAUAUUCUGUGAAGAAGAUAAAUAUUUGGGAAGUGCCACAAAUAACCGAUCGGGGCUUUUGUAUUCUUGGAGUUUUGAACUACUUUGGGUACAAUUACAGUGUACCGCUGCCAUUUUAAUAUAUUCAGCUACCACAGGAUUUUUAGCUCUUUUUCUAAUCAGCAAGAGUCCACUUGGUCUUCGUGUUACCGAUUACGAAGAACAAAUUGGUGCUGACGUCAUUGAACAUGGUUUGGCUGGAACAAAUGUAGCAAGAUAUGUAUUAGAAAAACCAUUAUCCACAAGAACAUUUCAAACAGUCACAAAAGCCAUCACAAAAUGGAAAAUGUUGGCUAAAAAGAAGAGCCGCCAGAAAAGAAUGGAAGCUGCAAAAUUAAAGAGACAAGAAGAGCAGGAGACAUUCACAAAUGGAACUGCCAUAGCAAAUGGCAAUGGAAAUGUUCUCCACCAUCGCACAAAUGCAACCGAGAGUAAUGGAACGGGUGCUCCCAAACGAUCCAAUGGUCCUGCAUUCAAUAAUCAAAUUACACCUUUAGCAGUUAGCAGUACUGUAUCUACUGCUAGAAAUGGUCCAAGUACGGGCAGAAGAACAGAGUCUACAGCUAUUGAGAUUGAACAACCAAUAGAAGCUGUUCCUCCGGAAGUAGUUGCUGCUGCUGUACUUCCUCCAGAAGAACGGCCUGGUCCCUCUACAAAUUCAAACGUAUCGAUCGAGGCUAGUGUGGAGAAGUCACCAAGUUCUUCAACAUCUAGACGAUCAAUAUCCAUUCGAUCUUCUCCAUCUAUACACACAGUCUCUGCAAUUAGUACAGCUGCACCAGACUCGCGACCAUCAACAGCUUCUGCAACAUCUAUCAUUUCAAAGAAAUCUAGCAAAAAUUCGACGGUUGGCAAAUUUGUUAAAGCACCAGCUCCAAGAGCCUUAUCACCGCCGGAUAAUAAUCCACCUGUUUGAAAAAUUUGCAUUUUUUGCUAUUAAAAUCUCCAAUCAACACCGGGUGUUUCCUUGUUAGUUUUAUUAUUUUUAAAUUUGUAACGUUUCUGGCUUCAAUUUCGGGUUUUCUUUUUCUCGUUCACAAAAUUUUUUGAAUAGUAUCUAUUCAAAACCUUUCAGUUGAAAAGCUUCAAUUGUACUUAAGCGCAGUAAUAUUUGUAUUUAUUGGAUUAUAUUUUCGAAAAUAAAAUAUUUUAAUUUGGUU